AUGAACUAUGUGGCAGGUCUAGAACCACGAGCUCAUGGUCUGUUUGCAGCAGGCGAUUCCCAGCGAGAUGCCCAGGAAGCCUACAGUUUCAUUGUGGACCGUUUAGUGAAGGAAGAUGAAAAGCUGUUGGACAUGUUGCAGGGAUGGAAGCAGAUAGAACUUUUUUGCGACAAGUGUGAUACUCGGCAAGAGCAGUGGGAGCCGUUCUUCUUCCUCGACUUGGAGAUCAGCGGCGAAAGCUUGCAGGAAAUCCAACACAUGUCGAGUCAAAGCUCGCUGUUCAGCAUUGUGGCCCUGCAGCCAGGAGUGUCUCGAUGCCUACAGGAAGGAAGACAUGCAUGA
Messenger RNA from Cladocopium goreaui, 342 nucleotides. NCBI's taxonomy places the organism in Eukaryota, Dinophyceae, Suessiales, Symbiodiniaceae. The record is from the annotation of a GenBank genome assembly.